AUGGCAGGCCUUCUCAAACUUACCCAGGCUGUCUUCAUAUGCAAAAUCCUUUCCGUUGUCUGGUUUGAAGGAUGUUCCGCUUCGGUCCUUUCAUCCUCUGUUGGUGCCUCCGUCCAAACCAGCAGUGGAUUGAUCAUCGGUCAUGCUGGCCCUCAAUUCCCCGAUACCUCUGAGUACCUAGGCAUCCCAUUUGCAUCACCCCCGAUAGACAAACUACGGUUCGCGGCUCCAGUGGCAUUCGAAUCCAAACAGACCGUUUUAGCAAAUGCCUAUGGCCCCAACUGUCUAUCCAACAAUGAGACAUUUCCACUGUAUCCUGGAUCAACUCCUCAAUACUCUCGGGUUAUGAGUGGUUUUUUACAGCAACAAGGCCCACAAAGUGAGGACUGCUUGUACCUUAAUAUAUGGACCAAACCCCAUCCAUCCAAGCUGAAACCGGUUCUACUGUGGAUUCAUGGUGGACGAUUCGUCAUUACUGGUGCCCAAUGUCCAUACUACGAUGGGCAAGUCUUGGUCUCAGAGCAUGAUAUUCUUCUAGUCACAAUCAAUUACCGGUUGAACAUCUUCGGUUUUUCAGGCGCCCCAACCCUCCCUCAAAACGUAGGUCUCCUCGACCAACGCUUGGCCAUUGAAUGGGUGCACCGCAACAUCGCAGGAUUCGGCGGAGAUCCAGACCGCAUCACUAUAUUCGGAUCCUCAGCCGGUGGUACCUCAGUCGAUCUCUACUCCUAUGCCUGGGCCCAUAACCCACUCGUCAGUGGCCUCAUUUCGCACUCCGGAACAGCAUUGAGCUACAUACCCAAUACACCACAGCAAUCUGCAGAUGCUUUUUACAAUAUAUCUGCGUCUCUGGGAUGUGGAACUCGCUCUGAGAAAGAGCAUCAGGUUCUGGAGUGCAUGCGACAGAAAUCUUCCGAGGAGAUAUUUACCGCGUCCAGCAAUGCUCUCAUGCUCGACACUGCUACCAUUCCCGAGCCGAUAUUCCAUCCCGUUGUGGACGAGAUGACGGUAUUUAGUGAUUACAAGAAGAGAUCCGCCGAAGGAAGGUUCGCAAGAUUGCCAUAUCUAGUAACCAGCAACGACAACGAAGCCGGCUUCUACCGUCUCGCCGCAUACGCAAGCACGAUCGCCGUCAGCGAUUUUUCCUGGGACCAGUUCAAUCUUGCAGCGUUUACAUGUCCUAGUGGACAAGCUGUCCGAGAUCGGGUAGCUCAUAAUGUUCCCGCAUGGCAGGCUCGAUACUUUGGUGACUGGGACAACCUUCGUCUUUAUCCUGGAAGUGGGGCCUAUCAUGGAUCUGACCUGCCGAUGGUUUUCGGGACCGCAGAGAAAAUCAGUAUGCUUCCAGAUAGUGAAGCUGAAAGGAAAACUUCUCAUUAUAUGGCUUCGGCUUGGGUGGCUUUUGCUAGUGAUCCGAAAAAUGGACUGAAGAAGUUUGGAUGGCCGAGGUAUGAUCCACAUGAGAAAACUUUGGUUGGACUGGCUUAUAGGAAUUCGACAGUAGAAUUUUUGGAACCGCGGCAGUUUGAGGGUGGAUGUACUGCUUUCAAAGAGGAUAUAAUCCUUGGGGGAGGGGCUAUUUAG
Molecule: messenger RNA, 1584 nt
Organism: Penicillium odoratum
Lineage: Eukaryota; Fungi; Ascomycota; Eurotiomycetes; Eurotiales; Aspergillaceae
Product: Carboxylesterase type B
Exons: 7
Coding region: 1-1584 (527 amino acids)
Source: RefSeq, a predicted model, not a curated record